UCGGCUUUGCAGAGGAGCUGUCUUAAGUGGUUUCCUGUGCCGUGGUGAAUUUGCCGCUGCUGGAAGUUGAUGAACUGAGAGCUUUGGCGAGCUGAGAAACCACAACAUGAGUGAUCAAAGCUUCUCAGAAAUCCUGAACUUGGAAUUAUAAAUAGUUGUGAUCCCCAUAAGGCAGUGACCUAUGAUGAUUUGCAUAUCAACUUCACUCGGGAAGAGUGGGAUUUGCUGGCUCCUUCCCAGAAGAAUCUCUACAAAGAUGUGAUGCUGGAGACCUACAGGAACCUCGCUUCUGUAGGAUGCGUUUGGGAAGACCAUAAUACUAAAGAACAUUGUCUAUUUUCUAGAAGACUUGAAAGGAUUGAAAGAAUUCAAACUGGAGAGAAACUUUCAGUAUAUAUUCAAUGUGGUAAACCCUUGACAUAUGACAGUCAGCUUAAAUGGAAUGAAAGAACACACACUGGAGAGAAGCCCUAUGAAUGUAAUCAGUGUGGUAAGGCCUUUGCAGUUUACAAUAAUCUUCAAAUCCAUAAAAGAAUACAUACUGGAGAGAAACCCUACGAAUGUAAUCAGUGUGGGAAGGCCUUUGCACAGUACAGUGCUCUUCAAUGCCAUAAAAGAACACACACUGGAGAGAAACCCUAUGAAUGUAAUCAGUGUGGUAAGGCAUUUGCAGCUCACAAUAAUCUUCAAACCCAUAAAAGAACACAUACUGGAGAGAAACCAUAUGAGUGUAAUCAGUGUGGUAAGGCCUUUGCAGCUCAGACUAAUCUUCAAAAGCAUAAAAGAACACAUACUGGAGAGAAACCCUACGAAUGUAAUCAGUGUGGUAAGACCUUUUCAGUUCAUAGUACUCUUCAAAACCAUAAAAGAACACAUACUGGAGAGAAACCCUAUGAAUGUAAUCACUGUGGGAAGGCCUUUGCACAGUACAGUGCUCUUCUCUGCCAUAAAAGAACACACACUGGAGAAAAACCAUAUGCGUGUGAUCAGUGCAGUAAGGCCUUUGCAGCUCACAGUAAUCUUCAAAGCCAUAAAGAAACACAUACUGGAGAGAAACACUAUGAAUGUAAUCACUGUGGGAAGGCCUUUGCACAAUACAGUGGUCUUCAGCAUCAUAAAAAAACACAUACUGGAAAGAAGCCCUAUGAAUGUAAUCAGUGUGGUAAAGCAUUUGCAGCUCACAGUACUCUUCAAACCCAUAAAAGAAGACACACUGGAGAGAAACCUUAUGAACGUAAUGAGUGUGGUAAGGCAUUUGCAGCUUCUGGUAAUCUUAAAAUGCAUAAAAGAUCUCACCCUAGAUAGAAACACUUUGAAUGUAAUCAGUGUGGUAAGAGCUUUGCACAGCACAGUGAUCUUCAAAUGCAUAAAAGAACAUACAAAAGAGAGAAACCCCAUGGGUGUAUUCAGUGUGGUAAAGCCUUUGCAGAUGACAGAAAUCUUCCAAGGCUUAAAAACAGUAUGAAUGAAAUCAGUGUGAUAAAGCCUUUUCAUGUCUUAUUCAUCUUAAAGUGCAUAAAUGUACACAUAUAGGAGAAAAACCAUGGAGAGAAUCUAUGUGGUAAAUCCUUUGUCACAACAAUUUACAAAUACAUUAAAUAAACAAUCAAGGAAGGAAAUUAUAAUUGUAAUAAAUGUCUUCAAAAACAUGACAAAAAUCAUACUGCAGUGAAAUUCUAUAAAUAAACUUUUUUGUGUAAUCAAUCUGAGAAAGCUUUUGCAAAUUACAAUAGUCUUUGUGUACCUGAAGAACAGCCUGAGGGCUUAUUCUAAAUUAUUUUUCAAGAUCGUAAGCAAAUACACUUACAAUCAAACAACUAACAGCAUUCAUUCUGUAGAAAAAAUUUGAUAGUGUCAAUAAUUCUGUUGAAUAUAAUACCUUUUUUUGCACAAGCAAACUAAUGGACAAAACGUAAUUAUUGAAUUUAUGCUGACCUGUGGGCAAGACAAAGAGCCAGUCAAAGAAUCACACCGUGGUACUGAAAUGACAUCCAAAGGAAAACACUUUGUCCCUGAAUCUUGAGCUAGUUAUAGAGACAACAUCACCCUGAAGACAGAGCCAAAAGCCAAUGAAAGAAAUACACUUUGGCUCUCAAACUAGAGCUAAAACACACUCUAGCCUUGUCCAACUGAGCACAAAGCCAACCACUCUCUGAGCACAAAAUCCAGCCCAUGUCUCAGCUUGUUCAACUCAUGGAUUGAGAUCUGACCAGUUUCCACCUUCAAAUUCUCCUUAGAAGAGAUCUGGUUUUAAGAAGCCCUAUAUGAGCCAUAUGCUCAUUCAGUUGGCAGCUGUCCUUUUCCACUGUGGCAGAGACAGUCACUCUCUUCCCUCCCAAAUAAAGCUCUUGAUUGUGAUUUCUGUGAAGAACUUCUUUCACUGGAAUGGAUCAGAAACUCCCUAGUGGAGUUGAAUUGAGAUAUAAUUGAUACUUCUACUUAGAAACUCAUUUAACCCAGAGGAGCACAGCAGCAAUGGACACCUCUUUUGAAGCACUCCGUUAGGGGGGUGGAGCAGAUCAGUAACAGACAUGUCUGCUUGGAAACUCUUAGAAGAAUGGAACAGAUCCCAGCUGUGAUGGCUCUCUUUCAGAGAGGAACAUUAUUCCCUCAUCUAGUGGGGUGCCCUUCUCUUCACAACUGUAGGUGUGUCCUGACUUCAGGCAGUAAGGGUACCUUUCCCUCCAGAACUGUAACUCUUGUGCUAUGAAUCUGAGUGAUAAUGAAACCCUUUUAGAUUUUAUACUUCUCUUCAAUUGCAAGGCAUAAGUAAUUCACAUGUGUAAUCACUCCUUUUUGUUGUGAUACCAUCUCUAUUUCAAAUUAUAAAUGCAUUUAAUUUGGCCCUUGGUCCUCGAAGAUAAAAGGAUCACCAUGAAAGUUCCAUGGCAAAAAUUGUCAGACAUGGCACCUGAAGCAGGAGCUUAAGAAGUCACAUCCUUAAUCUCCUGCAUAAAGCAGAAAGUAGGAACUGGAACUGGUGUAUCGAUGUAAAUUCUCACAGCCUACUCUCAGUGACAUAUUUCCUUCAGCAUGUUCUAAAUCUUCCCAAAUGAUACCACCAACUUAGAAGGACUAAUUUCUCUUACUUCAAGCUUAAAUUUGCUUUCUCUUUCAUGAACCAGUUCAUGAAGAAAAACUCUGUAAGUGAGCUGUCAGAUACCUCAACUCCUCAUUUAGAGUGAUAAAUGCUUACAGGAGAUAUAUGUUCAUGAGUAAAAAACUGAUUAAAACGUUGUUUUAAUUGUAA
Arvicola amphibius (Eurasian water vole) is the source of this 3250-nucleotide messenger RNA. Its product is annotated as zinc finger protein 431-like. Gene Ontology annotation, molecular function: RNA polymerase II cis-regulatory region sequence-specific DNA binding; DNA-binding transcription activator activity, RNA polymerase II-specific. Lineage: Eukaryota; Metazoa; Chordata; Mammalia; Rodentia; Cricetidae. The transcript is spliced from 5 exons. The record is from RefSeq and is a predicted model, not a curated record. Gene Ontology annotation, biological process: regulation of transcription by RNA polymerase II. The coding region runs from base 262 to 1305 and encodes 347 amino acids. Gene Ontology annotation, cellular component: nucleus.